CUGACAGUUCAAACGCACGUCAUCUCACUUUCUCUAUACUAUAUUUUUCUCGUUCAUACUACAAACACCAUCACCAUUGAGGUUGCAAUCUUUUACUUUGGCCGCAAAUUUUGAUGUUAUAGCGUAAACGUAGAAUAGUGGAAUUUUUAGUUAAUCUUGUGUGAAACAAACGUCUAUAUAUAAUAAAAAUGUCUACAGCAGAUCAUAAAAUUGGUGUAAAUACAAAUUUACAAAAGCAAGAUCUUGAAAAUUUGGACGUUACCAGUCUAACACCAUUGUCUCCGGAAGUCAUUUCCAGGCAGGCUACCAUAAAUAUUGGUACAAUUGGGCAUGUCGCGCAUGGUAAAUCAACUGUAGUAAAGGCUAUUUCUGGUGUUCAAACUGUUCGUUUUAAGAAUGAACUAGAGAGAAAUAUAACAAUUAAGCUUGAACGUAUAGGCCAGAAAAAUCUUGAAGCUUUAUUAAAGUCGAGAGAAUCACUGCGCGAAUAUGAAAAACGCGUGGAAGUCAAACUGCAGAAAUUGCGAAUGGAGAGAAAUAGAAGUAGAAGCUUAAGUGUUGAUAUAUCAAAUUAUGGCGAUAAUCCUAACCGAAUUCAUUCAACUAGCCCUAGCAGUGGGUAUGAAAGUUUAAAUGAUACCAUAUCAAAUUAUAGUAAUGAUACUUACCAAGCAAAACCAAUAACACGUGCUGGAAGAGAUAUGCGUGCAGUAAGAUUAAGAAAAAUACAGACUGAAAAUGAAGAAAAAAAUAAGCAAAAGUUAAUUAACGUUUUCGAAAUUAAAAAGGGCCAGAAACGACGAUUGUCUGAAUUAUCUACUUGCAGUGGCGUUGACACAGAUACUAGUUCUCCAAUUAGUAAGCGUCAUAAGAUCGAAAUCGCCAUAAAGAAGGGAGAAUAUAUUAUUGAACGUAUUCUGUCAUUAGAAUCAAUCAAUACUGAACCUGUAUUUUUUGUAAAAUGGUUAAACUAUCCUCAUAGCAAAAAUACUUGGGAAACGUUCAAGAAUCUUAGUGAAUGUACAUUAUUGGAAAGUUUUAUUGAUGAACAAUAUAAAUAUUUUGAAAUUGUAAUUUCGAAUUUAUCGAAGGAAAUUAAAGUAGAAAUUGAGAGUAAUGCACUUCGAUUUGAUAUAUCCGAAAUAAAUAUUAAUGAAUUAGAUGAGUAUGAACCAAUAUUCAUAAAAAUUGAUUUCAUACUACUAUCACAAUUUCGACAAGCAGGUUCCAAAUCUGUGAGAGAACAGGAAAAAAUUCGAAAACGUCUUAUUCACAACAUGCUCUUAGAAAAAUAUUAUAUACGACGUAAACAGCAAUUACUCAAAUUGAAGGCAUUUGAAGAGAAUGUUAAUUUAAUAGAACCAAAUGCUCCUAUUACAGUUGAAAAUAAUGUGGAUUUAGAUGUUAUUGAUCCAGAAUUUCAUUAUAUAAAAGAAAGUUUUGCUGGCGAAGGUGUUAAUGUGUCAACAGAUCCUCCUAUUAGCUGUAAUUGUGACGGUGCUUGCAUACCUGCAAAUAAGUGCUGUGCACGUUUAGCUGGUAGUCUAUUUGCAUACGAAAAGAACGGUCGUCUACGUUUACCUCAAGGUCAGGCUAUAUACGAAUGCAAUAGCAAAUGCGCAUGCGAUGAAUUUUGUACAAAUCGCGUCAUUCAGCGUGGACGCCAAAAUAAACUUUGCAUAUUCAAAACAUCUAAUGGUACAGGUUGGGGUGUUCGCACCGAACGUAAAAUACUUAAAGGCGAAUUUGUCUGUGAAUAUUUUGGGGAAAUAAUUACUACCGAGGAGGCUAAUAUACGCGGUAAAAAUUACGAUGCUAUUGGGCGCACUUAUUUGUUUGAUUUAGAUUACAAUACCGCUGCAGAAAGUGUCUAUACAAUUGAUGCGGCCACAUACGGAAAUAUCUCGCAUUUUAUAAAUCAUUCCUGUGAUCCAAAUAUAGGAGUAUUUCCAUUUUGGGCCAAUAAUUUGGAUGUGAAUAUGCCACGUUUAGCAUUUUUCGCUUUAAGACCGAUUGCAGCCGGAGAGGAAUUAAAUUUUGAUUACAUUAGUGCAAAUAUAAGCGAAAAUGAAUAUGAAAAUUUAUCAAGUGCAGAAAAAGUUUCAUGCUGCUGUGGAUCGCAGAAGUGUAGAUUGUUAUUAUUCUAAUAAAUUUAUUACAAUUUAAUGUUAAAACGUUCACUGCCUACAAAAUAAUGUUUUAUUACUUAAUGUUUAAGUCUAUGUAAAGUCUAUAAAAUAUUUUUUCUCUAUAAUGUACAAACUAUAUUGAAGUGAUUAUAAGACACAAUGUAAUAUAUUAUUACAUACAAUUAAUAGAGCUUGAAU
Teleopsis dalmanni is the source of this 2327-nucleotide messenger RNA. RefSeq names its product eukaryotic translation initiation factor 2 subunit 3. Bases 189 to 2147 code for a protein of 652 amino acids. Gene Ontology annotation, cellular component: eukaryotic translation initiation factor 2 complex; nucleus; cytosol. Gene Ontology annotation, molecular function: histone H3K9 methyltransferase activity; tRNA binding; translation initiation factor activity. The transcript has 3 exons. Lineage: Eukaryota; Metazoa; Arthropoda; Insecta; Diptera; Diopsidae. Gene Ontology annotation, biological process: formation of translation preinitiation complex; positive regulation of translational fidelity. The record is from RefSeq and is a predicted model, not a curated record.